ACACACUCCGGAGCUGCUCACACAGAGAGAGAGAGAGAGUGUGUGUGUGUGUGCACACGCGUGAUUGUGUGUAUGAGUGUGUAAGUGUGUGAGAAAUGGAGGUUUCCAUGGUGACCCUGUUGGCAUCUCUGUGGAUGAAGACGUUGUUGAACUGGGUGGUGUUGGUGGUGCAGAAGGGUCAUGUGGGGCGGAGCUUCUGGAGCGUGUUCUGCGUGUCAGUGGCGUUGGGCGACACCCUCCUGGACCUGAGUGUCACCUGUGUGUUCCUGGCGCAGGACGUUCAGGUGUUCGGGCUGCACCUCACUAAGUACCACGUGUGUGUCCUGGUGCAGGCGGCAUGUUCCGUCCAGGGGGUUCUGCACUGGCCCGUCUUCAUCCUCUCCGGAUUGGACGUCCUGUGGAGCAGGCGCCGUUCCUGUCCACGUUCCCCGCAAACGCUGGUCCACACCACCACUGUCUUCCUGCUGUGGACUCUGGCCGUGAUGUACAUAUUCACCGUCCCCGAUUCCCACCCGCUUACGAGAGACGAGGACAAUCACAUCACCCUGCAGCGCUGUCAAGUAAUGGGCGGGGCUCAGAGCCGGCAGGUGGCCUUGGCGUCGUUGUUAACGCUGGUGGGCGUGGCCUGCUACAUGCGCUCCUCUGUGAGGUCAACGAACACCGAACAGCUGAGGGAGUGUGUGUGUCACUUCCUGUCCACCUGGAGCUCCUUCCUGCUCCUGCUGCUCUUCAUCUUGGCGUCUGGGACAGAAGUUCCUCCGUACCUGGACAUGAACGGCGUGUGGCUGUGUUUCAUUCACAGUCUGCUCACUGCAGUGGCCCUGACGAGCUGCAGCUGCGUUUUCUGCACUCACACGCAGGACGACACGUGGAAGAGCUGCACAGGUCUCACACACAUCUGCUUUUUGAGGGACAAAUUGGGUUUCACUGCGGAAACGCUUCCAGCACAGACACUUCACACUCGGAGACUCGCCUGAUGUCAUCUAAAAUCUCUAGGGGCCAAUCGGAGAGCAGGAGGUGUGUGGAAGAGCGUUGAGGAUCUGUACGAAAUCAUCCAGGGAUAAAAUGUCAGAGGAAUGUUUACUGAGCUACUCAUCAGCGUGUGGUGUCUUCAUAACUCCGUCCACUGCUCUCCAGCAAGCCAUGCCCGCUUUCCACCACCCAACCCAAUCUGAACCCAAACUGUGUCUGGUGAAAUUUGAAAAGCACAGCGAUGGGUCUGUCUUAUAGAAACUGUGGUCCUGAUUAAUGACAUCACUUCCUCUCACGAUGUCUAUACUGUCUCUCAGAAAGUCAGAAAAUCUCCACCCCCAAGUUUCAACAUCUCCAAACUGCAGGAAAUAUAAAUUUUCCGACCUGGAAAAAAAAGUCAUAUUUAGAAGCAGGGAUGUUAUAAACAUUAGAAAUGUUUGUUACAUUAUAAACACAAAAAGUGUUCAUGUAUAUAAUUUGGAUUUAAUUUUAGACUUGCGUUGACAAUCUGACAUUUAUCUACUAGAUUUAGUUUUUCAAACAUACAAUAAAACAAAUUAGAGAUUGUUGUUUUAUUUAUUUAUUUGUUUGAUGGUUUAGAAGCUUUUCUCCUUAUCUCCUUAGCAUUGUUUUAUGCUACAGGGAAGAAAUGCACUUCCUCACUAAUCUGCUAUCUGUUGUAUUAUUAACAUCCUUAACAUUUUUUGAUGAUAAUGAAGGAUAAACACGACCAGUUCGAGUACUCCGCAGGUCACAUGAUCAUCCUAAGCUCAGGUUUCUGUUUGUGUGGAGCAUCAUAGGUUCUCCAGGAUCUCAGGUUUCAAAAUAAUUUGUCGUUAGGUGGAUUUGACGACGCUAAAUUUCCCCCUCGGGAAGAGGUGUGUGUGUGUGUGUGUGUGUGUGUGUGUCUGUGUGUGUGUGUGUCUGUGUGAAUCUUAGAGUCCCCUUGUCUGUCUGGUCCCUUUUUAACUUCCUGUUGUGUGUUGAGCGUGAUAUAUACUGUUUUUUCUUUGAAUAAAGAGAGAUCCUACCAUUUGAA
Messenger RNA from Ictalurus punctatus (channel catfish), 2011 nucleotides. RefSeq names its product G protein-coupled receptor 160 (gene gpr160). The transcript has a single exon. Bases 96 to 977 code for a protein of 293 amino acids. The record is from RefSeq and is a predicted model, not a curated record. NCBI's taxonomy places the organism in Eukaryota, Metazoa, Chordata, Actinopteri, Siluriformes, Ictaluridae. Gene Ontology annotation, cellular component: signaling receptor complex; plasma membrane.